Messenger RNA from Phaedon cochleariae (mustard beetle), 1860 nucleotides. The record is from the annotation of a GenBank genome assembly. NCBI's taxonomy places the organism in Eukaryota, Metazoa, Arthropoda, Insecta, Coleoptera, Chrysomelidae.
UCGUAUGGCCUUUUCAAUUUCCUUAAUUCGCCUAUUUAACCACUUGACAACGAUUGUCAGUUGUUUUGUCAUGUGGUCGAAACAGCAGUAGCCAUCGGAAAAUGGAGCAAACGGUGAAUACAGUGCGGAACUUUUUGAGAAAGAAGCCUGCCUUUCGAAGUGUGGACAGCCUGGACAACUCUAAUAAGGCUGCCGUGCCUCAGAUAGGCUUCAGAGUGUCCUUUAGCGAGGAAGAUAAAGCCUUAAGGGUCAAGGUGAUUGGAGCUAGAGGGUUGCCUACGGAUUAUGGGUCUGUGAGACCCAGGGGGUAUCUAGUCAAGGUAACUUUUUAUCCCACCAAGGAAAAAUUCGAAACUAAGACGAAUAAAGACUCUUGGCCUACAAUAAACGAAGAAUUCACAUGUAAUCUCAUCAUACCGACAAAAAGAUUUUCUGAUGAAUAUUUCAAAGGAAAAUUCGUAUCUUUCACCGUGUACGCCGUUUUGGGGAAGGAGAUGGAAGAGGAUGAGACUCUGGAAAAACCCAAGAGUAUCCUGAAGAGGUACUUAUCUAUCAAUGAGGGCGAACAGUUUUUUACCUUACGAAGUGGAAGUCUUAAAAGAAUUGGGUCACAGAGGAGGAGUAGUUACACUAGUAGUGCUGUUAGUAACAGAAGGACAAUAGGUGCUGUGACAUAUAAUUUAGACAGAAAACUUUUCACGCAAAAAUUGAGGAAUGGCGUUAUAAGUACACCUGACAUUUGGAGGAACAUCACAGAGAUAGCUAGUGGAAUUCAAUCUCAGCCAAGGGAUGGUACCAAAGGCAGCAUAGAGCUAACUCUCCAAUACGGCCUUAGCGAAGAUGGCAAAAAUGACGUAGUAGAAGUGACAGUCACAAAAUUCAGAUGUAGCAUACAGACCAUGCAAUAUCAUGAAAAAGUUGGAGGUCAGCUGUACAUAAAAAUUACAGCUUUCGAAGACGAAGACUUGCUGCAGAAGAUGAAAAGCGAUAAAUUCGAUCCCACUAUCAGCUUGAAGCUGGAAUCUAGUGCUUCCACUCUAAGAGCCAAUGUGAACAAGUACAAUAUAGAACACGUGAACAUAAUGAUAAGGUUGAUGUCCAAGAAUAUGGUUGGAAAGAAAGUUCUGCUAGGGAAAGUGGAAUUCGAUAGCAAAAGCGCGUUUUGGAAGGAAAUUGUUGCUUCACCAGGCGUGGCUAUCACGAAAAUGAUCAAUUUUGAAUAACAGUAGAACACCAAAUUUCAGAGACAGCUAAUGAAACCGCAUACAAGGUGAUUUGAAUAAGAAUGCGAAAAAUUAUUGAGUGAAUUGUAUACCGACAGAAAGAAAAGUGAAGAAGAACUUUACACAAAUUUCGCCAAAUGAGAUUUGUGUAUAUUAUAUACACAAUUUUUUUUCGCACUCCUACACAUAUACACACCUUGUAUAAGCAAAGUACUUCAUACUCUGGACAUAUGGUGAUAACUAUCUAUAGAUAUGGCUAUAGCAAGCAAGAUUAGUUAUUUUGUAAAUCGUUUUUUGAUUACAUAUUUGAUGAUUUGAAAUUGAGCAGUUUUUAGCAUUAUAGCAUGUUUUUGAAAAUCAUAUAUUCAGAAAGGUUCGUGUUUCACUAUCACUAAAAUGCCUGUGAAUGAAUAUAUAUAUAUGCCUCGAUAUAUGCGUAUAUAAGACAUAUGCUUCUAUGAAGAAAAAUUUGAAUUAAAUAUACUGUUAGUUUGAUACAAGCAUCGACCAAUUUUAUUUGAUGAAAAGACUGGUAUUUGACUUAGAAUGAAACAAUAGGGAAGAGUUUACAUAGUAUUUAUUUAUGAAUUAUGUUGAUUUUAUUUUGACAGAUUAUAAAAAUACAAACUAAAAGGUA